AUGCCUUCCGAACGUUGUGCGCAUCGUCUGAGCGCCAGUAAGAAGAAUGAGAGAGUGGACAACAUCAUCAACUUCCUCAAAACUGCCCAACCUCAACAGGUGAGUGGAUAAAUCGACGAAAACCUUCAAAUGUUUCCCAAAAAAUCAAAUGAAACACAAAUUAUGUUGAUUGAUUUUUUUCAAGACUCGAAACUUUCAGAUUUCCACCAAGCUUCACGAUAUUUGGGGCAUACCGCAGUCGACAAUCACAGAAGCGCGAUUGCUUCUCACUCUGGGUAAGAUUUCAGUCAUAUUCCUAGAUUCUCUUGAAUCUUUAUUUCUUCAAAAAAAACUUUUAACUUCUAAUUAGAAUUAAUCACCGGCAAGUGGAAAACUGACUAGAAAUGAGUAAUUAAUGAAGUUAUCCUGGAAGCCAGGUGCUUCUCGAAUAAUAAUUAAUCAGCAGGUGUACUCAACUCACUGCUUUUUUUAAUUACUGAACUGAUAACCAUAGUUCUUUUUUUAAUUAAGAACUGGGAAAAAUUUUUUUCGUUUUUUUAUUUGGAGUACUUUUUCCAAAUUAAUUUCAAUUUAAUAAUAAACUUUUUUUUCGAAGCUUCAGCAGCCUGAAACCGUACAGAAAAACACGCUUUUCUAAAGAAAAAGUUUCUUAAAAAAAGAGGAAAAUGAAUAUUUUAGAGAAAAAUUUGCUCUAUCGGACAAAGCGAUCAUCGCCCAAAAUUAUUUUUUUAUAAUUAUUUUUUUGUUUUUCUGUUUUUUUAUUUUUUUCAUCAUCACGUUCUUAUGAGAUUCUCGAUUAGAAAUUUUAUUUGUUUUUGAUUAAAGUGCGAAUUUUUUUGGCCAAGAGUUUCCAAUUAUUGCAUGGGAUUUUUUUCACUAGAAGUUGAAAAAUUUCGUUUAUCUGUUAGAAUUGACUAAAAAGAUAAAAAUUUUUUUUGUUCAAUUUUCUCAAUUUCUUUCUUUUUAGGAGCCGAUCCGGCCAGUCUCUACGUUGACGACUACGGUAAGAAGACGUUGCGGGACCGAAUCGACAACGGGAGCGUUUGCGAUGAUUGCACCCAUAAAUGGAACGAUUUUCUGGAGUAUGCCUCAGCCAUAUACGAGGAGAUGAACGAGCAGGCGUGUUUCUAGCCAUUUUUUACUCUGGAACUUUCUGUGAACUUGCUCCAGCAAUUUCCUAGUUCUGGAGAAAUCAGAGCUUUUACCGGAUUUUGAUACUUUUCCCUAAAAUAACCGUGCUCCUAGGCUAUUCUAAAACUUUCAGACGCCGCUGAACAUCCCCAGAGGGAAACGGAUAGAAGGCGUCCUUCCGUUGUGUCUCGACGGCGGCGGGAUGCGAGGUCUCGUCUCCGUCGUGUGUCUCUUAUUCGCCUCCAAGAGACUUUUCGGCGACGAGUCCCUGCCUGACUACUUUGACUGGCUCAUUGGGACGAGGUACAAAAUGAUUGAUAUUUUAAAAAAGUUCUAUUUUUUGAGAAUCUUCGUUUCUUUUCAUUUCAUAGGCAAAGUCUUAAUGGCCCUUUUCUCCUUUUUUCAUCUUUUUCAAGGAUUUUUAGCCCAACAAGAAAGAAAGGCUCAAUAAAGGCCGUAAAACGGAACCCUUUUAGCGGCCUUUUUGAACCCGUUUUACGCACUUCCGUCUUUGACAGGGAUAGUCUGGUCAGAUUUUGAUAAGGAAACGCUCUCAUUGGUUUAUCACAUUAGGGGCGGAGCUUGAGCCUUGACUUGCAAAAUCUGAAUAGACUUUUUUUUGCAGUUUUUUGUCCAAAAUUUUCCAAGAAAGUAGAGGAAACUACAAUCUUGGUAACGCGAUAUUUUGCUUCCUGAAAUUGUAGCCUUUGUUAAGGAGAACCCAUUCUCUUCAAUUUGUAUCUUGAAUUGCUAGCCCACGCGCUACAAAGUGAACGGGAUAAAGGAAAAAUAUAAGGAAAAUUUUUAAAUAAUGGAUUUAGCCACAAGGAGGGUCAUAUUAAGAGUAUUUUCUGAAAGUUGGCCAGGAGACUCGAUGUAUUGAAAGAAGAUUCUGAAAGUCUCAAUCUGAAAAACUACCGAGUUUUUGAGAAUUAAGGGCUCCAAGCUGAAAAAUAACCCAUUUUUACGGAUUUUCAGAGCUUUCUUUGACUUUCAGGCAUCUUUUCUCAAAAUCUAGAUAAUUGGGAAGCUUGAUACUUUUUAUAUGUUCUUCUGGUACACUAAGGAGUGUUCUGGCCAACUUUUAAGAUUAACUUCUUCAGGAAUGGAUGACUUUUAAAGAUGAAUGUGGCAAAAUCAAGGAAAAAUCACGACUUUUUGGAGUGAAUUUAAUUUUUAGGGGUCGGGUUAUUCCAAAUGACAAUAUUUCAGAUCGCAAAAUUCAAUUUUACCCCUUCAAUGAGUUAUUGAAUAAGUUUUUCAGUACGGGUUCAAUGUUGGCUCUUUCUUUGGCCAAAGGCCUCUCGAUCCGGGACUGCUUCUUCCAGUAUUGGAACAUGAAAGCGCAGAUUUUCCUACGUGGCUCAACAUUCAACCGCCUCCUUGGAGAUCAGGUGAGCUUCGAAGGAAAAAGAGCCGCGAAAAUUGUUAGGAUGAAGUGCACUCCAUAGCUAAAUGUAUGAUUUUUUGAAGUUUUCUACACUUUUUGAAAUGAGAAACCAGCUUGGACCUGUACCAGGCUAACAGGACGUGUCUAGUGACCACUUUAGUAUCCUUAGCGCCCUUAAGUGAUCCCUAGAAAUACUGAAAAAUCUGGUUCGCUUCACCAAAAUCCAAGGACUGCUCCGGACUUUCCUGUGCAAUUUUAGUGACCACUUCAGUAUCCUUAGCGCCCUUAAGUGAUCCCUAGAGUUUUUGUAUCGCGCUUCCGGUUUGUGUUAUUAAGGCCCAAAAAUAUGAAGGAUUAUCAGUGGAGCGCACUUAAACGCGUUUGACGAGGAUAUUUAUUUCACAAACUUCAACUUUUCUGAGGCUUUUUUUUUGAAAAAAAUCCCUUAAAUGAUCCUUUUUUCAGGUCACUGUACAAACGAAGAACAUAAAUCGGGUCCUGGAAGGUUGCUUCCCGACGGAAACUUUCCAUAAAUGUCCAAGAAGGCUCACAGUUCCGGCCCUUGAUAUCAUGAGAGCCCCGGCCAAACUUCACGUUUUUAGGUUCGGAAACACCCAAAAUGUGUUGGAUAACCGAUCUUCUUUAGGAAUUAUUCAUUUACUCGUCCUUUCGGAGUUCAACUCGAUGAAGAACAGGAUAUGUUGUUCAGAGACGCCGCCAGGGCUAGCAGGUUUUUCUGGAGUUUGUGAAAAAAUAAAAAAUAUUUUUCAGCGCCGCGCCGACUUACUUCGAGCCGUUGAUCUACAAUGACAAAGUUUUUGUCGACGGCUCUUUUGUUGCCAAUUACCCGCUUAACGUGCUUUUCAAGGUGUGGCUUGGCUUUUUCGCCUCAAAUUUUGCUCAAAGGAGCAUAGGCAAGGAAUUAAAAAUGGUCUUGAAGCCAAGAGCAUUAUAAGUUUUUUAAUGACUUCUUAAGUCAUCAUGAAUGAACGGAUAGGCGUUGAAAUCCAAAUUUCGCAAGUGUUUCCUAUUUUUUCUUUGCCUUUCCACGAGUCUUUAAAGGAGCAUAGACAAGAAGAUUUCAAGGGUCUUGAAGCGGAAAGCGUAUUAAGCCUUUUAAACGUCAUCUAAGAUUUUAUGAAGGAACUUUAGGCAGAGAAAUUAAAAAAGUUUCUUAGUUUUCGAUCAUUUCUUCAUCUUACAUCGCCCAAGUCUUUAAAGGAGCAUAGGCUUGAAAUCUUUAAAAGUCCUGAAGUGAAGAACAUUUUGAGCUUUUCAAUGAACUUCUCAUUUAUUAUAAACGGUCUAAUAAACAGUGCAAUCAGCGAAUUUUUCAAAUUUUCUUCAUUUUACUUGACUUCUUCAGGGGUCUUAAAAGGAGCAUAGACAAGAAAAUUUCAAGGGUCUUGAAGCGAAGAGCAUUUUAAGUCUUCUAAACGCCCUCUAAGUUAUUGUAAAGGCAGCGAAAUUAGAAAAAUUUUUCUCUUUUUUGUUUCGCUUUUUCCGGGUCUUUAAAGGAGCAUAGGAAAGAAGUUUCUCAAGGUCUUGAAGCGAAGAGCAUUUAAAGUCUUUUAACGGCCUUUUAAAUCAUUAUAUUUCACUGAUAUCUAGAAAAAUUCGAAUUUUGUAAGAAUUUCCUCGUUUUACUUCCUUUGUUCACGAUAUUAGCACGUGAAGACGGUUUUCUAUCAAUUUCGUGAUAACGUGAAGAAGAGAGGGUCUCAGAGAUGAAAACAAAAGAACUCUCGAAUUGAGGAUAACAUAAAAGAUCAAAAGAUUUGAUGAGAGAGGAGAUUUUAUAGUCUGUUCAUCGCUGACUUGUCGCAUUUUAAAGGUGCUCUCCAAACUCAAUUCGAUAAAAAUUGGUUUUUUUUUCUGGUUUUCUGAUUGAAUUUAUUGAAGGACACUUACGGUACUAGGGUUUUCUUGAAACUUUCCUGAGAUGUAUGUAAAGUCUUCUGUUUUGGAAAAUAGAAGGUUGAAGCUUCAAAAAAACAGAGGGGGGUUACCGUUACUUUUAAAGUCGAAAAUAUCAUAAUUUUAGCGUCUUGAAGGUCCCAUAACUCGAUUCAGUGGUUAAAAAUGAGCAAGAUGGGCUCUCUUCUUCAAUAUUUUUUUGUGGGUUGUUGCCAAAAAAUCUUCUUAUUUUGUGUUGUCAAGUUUUUUGGAAGUCCCUUCUCUGAAAGACCCUAAUUUCAAGAGUACCCAUUCUCAAAAACUCGACUUGGGGUUGGAAGUUUAAAAAAUUCUGUUUUCGAUGCUCAAUACACAUUUUCAAAGUAGAAUCUUUGAAUUUUUUUUUGCCCAAAAUCUCUUUUUAGCUCUGCAUUUUGAACGUGCUGGAUGUCCUUUUCUUCAGAAGACCCUAUUUUUAGGAGUAUGACCUAUUCGUGAAGCACGGCAACGCCCUGCAACUGGCCUGCGUUCUGUCGAUCGGAACCGGCGAGCCGGAAUCUUCCGACAGAAAGUACAAACUGGGGAAGAGCAUCCGGACGAGGGCCAAGAACAUUGGCCAUCUCUCGACCCUGAUCCUCGAGCAGGUCUUUGACUUGUCAAUUAACUAAUCAACGAAGAUUAUCCUCCCAGGUCGUCGGGCAGGAUUUGACGGCCGUUGAGAUGGCCGAAGAUCGCUGCCACGCCCACAAUAUCCCGUUCGUCAGGAUCAGUCCCAAGGUACGUACAAAUCGGUCUUGAAAGGCUAGUAAAUAAUAAAUGGCGGUCAAAAAGUGAUUACUUUAGUGAUUUUUCAGUGAAAACUGUUCAUUUGAUACAAAAUUCGAUUAUUUUGAGUAUGGUAAAGGUUGUAAAAGGGUAUUGGAAGUAUUUUUUUUGAAAAAAAUUAAGAAAAAGUCAAAAUCAGUCCCAAGGUACAUACAAAUCCGUCUCGAAAGGCUAGUAAAUAAUAAAUGGCGGGUCCAAAAGUGGCUGCUUAAGGGAAUUCGAAGUUCCAAAUGUCUGCUUUAAGCCGGAAUUCGAUCAUUUUGAGUCUGGUAGAAUUUUAGGAAGGCAAUUUUAAUAUAUACUCCUUUUUUCGCGACUUGAAAUGGCUGUAUUUCUCUGCGCUCUCUUCGUCUCUCGGUGACCCUCUCGAGUUUCCGAGUUAUUUCCAUGUUUCUCUGACCUUGCCGGCGAGGGAACAGAGAGACGCAGACGCGCGAAAAGUGCCGGGCUAUAAAUGGGAGAAAAAAACUUAAUGUGAAUCACAAAUGUCCCGUUUCUCAGAUGAAUGAUCUAUAAAGUUCGAAAAAUGUUUUUUCCAAAAUAGAAAACCGCUCCGCGACCGCGACGCCUUGAGCCAUUCUCUGACUUAUUUUUUUCAGAAAAAUUUCCUUUUAAAUUUUCCGAAAAAGUCCCAUUUUUAUUAUAAAUUUGUAAUUAGAUGACUUAUCCAAAAAGAAGAAUAUUUUCCUAAUCGGGCAACCGCUCCGCGACCGCGACGCCUUGAGCCACUCUCUGACCUCCUUUCUGUAUUGAUUUUUGCAAAGAUCUAAGUUGAUUGAGAAGAAAAAAUUACUGUGAAUCACCGAAAAUUUCCUGUUUCUCUGAUGAAUUUGCAAUGAGACGAUUAAAAAAUAUGCAUUUUUCGAAAUGGGCAACAGGUCCCGCGACGCCUUGAGCCAUUCUCUGUCUUAUUUUUCAAACUGUCCUUUCUGUUUUGAUUUUCUGCAAGCAGCGAGCUUCACAUAAUCAUUCUUUGAAAUGACCAGUCACAAAUAGUUGAUAAACGGACUGUUUUCGACAUUUCGUUAUCAAUUGAUAAUCCGAGUGCACAUAAACGAGAGACAUGGCUUUUUCGAUAACAUGAUGUCGAUUUGAGAAGGAACUUUGAACAAAGGGAAAGUUGAUUUUCUGGCUUUUGAAACGGUUUUUGUUCAAAGUUGGGCUGAUGACGGCAUUGAAGGGAGGUGAUUGAGAUCUCAUUUUCAGGGAAUCAAUGUCCGGAUAGACCAGAUCGACGACUCGAAACUGAUGGACAUGAUCUGGACGACAUUGCUUUAUUUGGUGAUUUUUUUCUUUGAUAUCAAAAUUUUCGUUCUGUAUAAAGAGAGGUUACUGUAGAGAAAAAUGAAAGAGUCGAAUUUCUCAAAAAAUUUAUGUUUUGCGGUGCGAAAAAAAACUUUUCUUGAACCUUCUCGAGCGGUCAGAUCCUGAAUUCCUAUAGGAACCAUCAAAGCAUGAAAAAGUGGCCCCUAUAGGGGUUUUAGUUAGUGGCCCCUAUAGGGUACACUGCUUGCCGAUUAUUGUUACGAACUCUAAGAGGAAUUAUGAACUGUAUCUUGCUCAAGAAGCCUCCCAUGAACUUUAACAGAAGAGGCAUUUUCAUGCGAAAUUACUUGAGGGGUCAGAUCCUGAACCCCUAUAGAGACCAUUUCGACUGUAACCCUAUAGAGGGCGCUUUUCUGCCCCCUUCUGUUUUUCCCCUCAUCCCUUCAGCGACCACUUCGGCGUACCUCCGUGAAAUAAAUCGUCUUUUUUCAGGUUCGCAACGUGAGCGAAGUGGACCGCCUCGGGGAGGUUCUUUUCAAACUAUUUUCCGACCAAACCGAGAGAAAACGUCGUAGUAACACCGUUCUGUGA
Caenorhabditis auriculariae is the source of this 7099-nucleotide messenger RNA. Lineage: Eukaryota; Metazoa; Nematoda; Chromadorea; Rhabditida; Rhabditidae. The record is from the annotation of a GenBank genome assembly.